AUGACUGCUAUUCAAAUUCCAAGUUUCGAUGUCCCGUUUGGGAUAAAAUUAUGGCCUCUUUUUGAUGCUGCUGUAACAAAGGUCAGUCAAGGUAAGUUUAUUCCAUCACAAUUUGCCUUUGUUCACGGAGAAUUACCUUUUUCUACAUUCCCACCAGUAUUCUUUAUAAUUAGUUUAUAUUAUACAGUGAUUUUUGGUGGAAACUAUUUAUUUAAGAAGUUUCAGAUUAAGCCAUUCGUGUUGAACGGAUUAUUUCAAAUUCACAACUUGUUCUUGACUACUUUGUCAUUCACUUUACUUAUUUUAAUGGCCGAACAGUUGAUUCCUAUGAUUUACCACCAUGGUUUAUUCUUUGCUAUCUGCCACCCACAAGCAUGGACCCAGCAAUUAGUUUGCUUGUACUACUUGAAUUACUUGACCAAGUUCACUGAGUUUCUUGAUACCGUAUUUUUAGUGGUCAAGCAAAAGAAAUUGACAUUUUUACAUACUUACCACCAUGGUGCUACUGCCCUUUUAUGUUAUACCCAAUUAAUUGGUUUGACUCCAAUUUCGUGGGUUCCAAUCACCCUUAACUUGGGUGUUCACUGUGUGAUGUACUGGUACUACUUUUUGGCUGCAAGAGGUAUCAGAGUUUGGUGGAAGGAAUGGGUCACUAGAUUUCAAAUUAUCCAAUUUGUUUUGGAUUUGGGCUUUGUUUAUUUUGCAACCUAUCAAAAGAUCGUUUACACUCAUUUCUCGGCUCUCAAACACAUCUUGCCAGUUUGUGGUGAUUGUGCUGGUACUAUGUUAGCAGCUUACUCAGGAUGUGCUAUUUUAUCAUCAUACUUAGUCUUAUUUAUUGCUUUCUAUAUGGAAGUUUACAAGAAGAAGUCAAAGAAGUCAAAGAAAAUAAAGGCUGUUCAAGGCGGUGUUGCUGCUCAAGUUAAUGAAUACGUUCAUGCAACUGGUAGAAAUGAUACCCCAACACCUGUUCCAGAGUCGGAAAUUCGUUCUAGAAAGAUUGCUUAA
Messenger RNA from Debaryomyces fabryi, 1008 nucleotides. It is a transcript of the gene FEN1, whose product is annotated as fatty acid elongase. Gene Ontology annotation, molecular function: fatty acid elongase activity. The transcript has a single exon. Lineage: Eukaryota; Fungi; Ascomycota; Pichiomycetes; Serinales; Debaryomycetaceae. Gene Ontology annotation, cellular component: endoplasmic reticulum membrane. Bases 1 to 1008 code for a protein of 335 amino acids. The record is from RefSeq and is a predicted model, not a curated record. Gene Ontology annotation, biological process: fatty acid elongation, monounsaturated fatty acid; sphingolipid biosynthetic process; fatty acid elongation, saturated fatty acid.